This is a messenger RNA of Candoia aspera, 4043 nucleotides long. RefSeq names its product transmembrane 9 superfamily member 4 (gene TM9SF4). The record is from RefSeq and is a predicted model, not a curated record. Bases 16 to 2169 code for a protein of 717 amino acids. The transcript is spliced from 18 exons. Lineage: Eukaryota; Metazoa; Chordata; Lepidosauria; Squamata; Candoiidae. Gene Ontology annotation, biological process: protein localization to membrane. Gene Ontology annotation, cellular component: membrane.
UGGUGAGAAGGGAAAAUGCCUCCCGCUCCGAACCCUCAACCGGCCCCGUUCCGGUCCCGUUCGGCAAGAGCCGGAGGCGCUGGGCCGGAACCCCGCCGGGAACGGGGAGGGGAAGAGGAAGCGCCUGAGGGGAGGCGAGGUCGGCCGGCCUUUCCCCCACGGCGGCCGUCUCCAUGGCGACCGGCCGCCUCGGCCAACCGCGAGCCACUUCCGUCGACGUCACCGCCGACACGUGGAUCCAAGAUGGCGGCCUCGGGAGCUCUGAGGUUUACAUGCCCCCUCUUCCUUCUGUGGCAUGGGGUGAGUUGUUUCUACGUGCCAGGAGUUGCUCCCAUCAAUUUUCACCGGAAUGCUCCUGUAGAAAUCAAGGCUGUGAAACUCACCAGUUCGCGGACCCAGUUACCCUAUGGGUAUUACUCCUUACCAUUCUGCCGGCCUGGCAUCAUCACGUAUAAAGCUGAGAAUUUGGGUGAGGUUCUGAGGGGGGACCGGAUUGUCAACACUCCAUUCCAGGUUUUCAUGAAUGUCGAAAAGAAGUGUGUGGUGUUGUGUAAUGUUCCAAACAAGCCCGUUGUCCUGACCAAGGAGGGCAGCCAACUCGUGGUUGAACGGAUCCAGGAGGAAUACUAUGUUCACCUCAUUGCCGAUAACUUGCCAGUGGCCACAAGGCUGGAAUUCUACUCGAACCGUGAGGAGGAAGAGAAGAACAAGGAGAGGGACCUUCAAUUUGAGCAUGGCUAUCGGCUUGGGUUCAUGGAGAAGAACAGGUUCUUCCUGCACAACCACCUUUCCUUCAUCCUUUACUACCAUAGAGAGGACGUGGAGGAGAACCAGGAGCCCACCUAUCGGGUGGUUCGCUUCGAAGUCAUUCCACAGAGCAUUGCGCUUGCCGACAUGAAAGUGGAUGAGAAGGGGGUGUGUGUCCUCCCUGAAGCUGCCAGCGCCUCCGCUCAAGAAAUUGAUCCGAGGAAGCCAAAUGAACUCUUUUUCACCUAUUCUGUGCACUGGGAGGAGAGCGACAUCAAGUGGGCUUCCCGUUGGGACACUUACCUCACCAUGAGUGACGUACAGAUACAUUGGUUUUCCAUCGUGAACUCCGUGGUGGUGGUCUUCUUCCUUUCAGGCAUUCUCAGCAUGAUCAUCAUCCGAACCCUUCGGAAGGAUAUUGCCAACUACAACAAGGAAGACGACAUUGAAGACACCAUGGAGGAGUCGGGGUGGAAGCUGGUGCACGGGGAUGUCUUCAGGCCGCCUCACUACCCCAUGAUCCUCAGCUCCCUCCUGGGCUCUGGCAUCCAGCUUUUUUGUAUGAUCCUGAUCGUUAUUUUUGUGGCCAUGCUGGGGAUGCUGUCUCCCUCCAGCCGGGGGGCUUUGAUGACCACGGCCUGCUUCCUCUUCAUGUUCAUGGGGGUCUUCGGUGGCUUCUCUGCUGGUCGCCUGUAUCGCACGCUCAAAGGCCAUCGUUGGAAGAAAGGCGCUUUCUGUACUGCCACGCUGUACCCCGGAGUUGUCUUUGGAGUAUGCUUCAUCCUGAACUGUUUCAUCUGGGGCAAACGCUCCUCGGGGGCGGUCCCGUUUCCCACCAUGGUGGCCCUCCUCUGCAUGUGGUUCGGCAUUUCCUUGCCCUUGGUGUACCUGGGCUACUACUUUGGCUUCCGCAAGCAGCCGUAUGACAACCCUGUGCGGACCAAUCAGAUCCCAAGGCAGAUCCCAGACCAGAGGUGGUACAUGAACCGGUUCGUUGGGAUUCUCAUGGCUGGAAUUUUGCCUUUUGGAGCCAUGUUCAUUGAGCUUUUCUUCAUUUUCAGCGCCAUCUGGGAGAACCAGUUCUACUACCUCUUUGGCUUCUUGUUCCUGGUAUUUAUCAUCCUCGUGGUCUCCUGUUCCCAGAUCAGCAUCGUCAUGGUGUACUUCCAGCUCUGUGCUGAGGAUUAUCGGUGGUGGUGGAGGACCUUCCUGGUGUCUGGAGGAUCUGCUUUCUACGUGCUGAUCUAUGCAAUCUUCUACUUUGUGAAUAAGCUGGACAUUGUGGAAUUUAUUCCCUCCUUAUUGUAUUUCGGCUACACAGCCCUCAUGGUGCUGUCAUUCUGGCUCCUGACAGGGACCGUCGGCUUCUAUGCAGCCUACAUGUUUGUCCGCAAAAUUUAUGCUGCUGUGAAAAUAGACUGAAGGUGCUGUGACACCUGACAGCACAGUGCCACUAUACUUUGGUUUCCUUCUAGAAAGGAAGUGGGGAACUUUUUCCUGUUUCUCCCAAGGAAACAAAACCCUUUGGGAGCAGGCCACGGGAAAUAAAACAUAGUUCAACUCUUGGAAUGUAAUCUUUGGCACAGUAUCCGCGGAAUCGGGAUCUCCUGGAGGGGAAGGGUGUAUAGAUUCUGUACAUUUUAAUUUUUAUUCUAUUCAGGAUAUAAGGGAUUUUUUAAAAACUCCAGUCCAUCCCUUUCAAAGAAUAUUCCUUCAUCUAACUUUCAAAAUCAAGACAGUAACCCAAGAUUGCAGUGAUUACUCUCGAGCUCAGGGAGAGAGAUUCUUCAAUAGCCUUUUGCUAUGCCUGUGCUGGGAGAAGACGGCGGGCCCUGCAGUCUGCUGGGAGGAUUCCUAGAAAUGGACUGCUGACAUUCCUCGCGCGGUCUGGUUUCAGCAACUCUCUGCCCAGGUGCUGCGGAGGGCCUAUUUCGGAAUGAGACAAGCGCAAUUUUUCAGAAGGGGCUUUCGAACUGUAAUCUUCCGUCCCGCCUCUCCCACUUUCUCCUGUGCCGGAAGUCUCAGCCGAGGCGGCAACAGUACGUUGAGUUUUAAAUGAUGAAUUAUAAGGGAUGCAGAACCCUUGCUCUGCCAACGGAGCGGGCCAGCGAACUGGAGAACGCAGCUCGGAAGUGCUGGGGAAACGUCUUGGGCCCUCCCCACUAGCGCCUGGAUUUGGGCGAGAUGAGGGACCACGGGCAGAAAACAAGCGAAGUUGCCACGUUCAUGUGCCAAGGAAUCGGUGGCUCAGACACAGAGAACUCCCGUGGCCACGUGGAAGAGAAGAAAAGGACUUUGGCGAGUCCUGCAUUUCGGGAAGUAAUUGCCUGCCCCGGUUCUGCGGGUAUUUGUAAAACCUCCACCCCCGCCCCGCCAGUCCUGGCAGAGUCACGCCCUUCCCCUGUUCGGGUCUGUCCUUAGAAAUCAGGCAUUCAGUUCUGACCCUUCCUGAUCUCUGUGCAAAUGGUGUAUUUGGAAAGUGACCUGUGAAUCUAGCCACGUACCCACCAAGCUCUUCCUGUUGCUGCAAGCGAAACACUCCUCAGUCUGGAAGGUGGAGGCUUGUUUGUCCUGACUGGGAGUUGGCAAGUCACCCCCCCCACCCACCACCCCCCCGAAUCCAGUUGCUGGAAGACACUUAAAGACUCUUCUUGGACAAACGCCGCCUUUUUCUGUGCUAACAGGAGAUGGGCUUGAUUUUUAAAACUGCUGAAAAAGCGAGUCGCGGUGACAUUUUUCCUGAGAGCUGGAGCGGUUCACGCAGCGUUUUCAUCCAAGGAUUAAAAACCUCCAUGCUUCUCCCUGACGUGUCCUGACAACGAACCACGGUCACUUUGCGGAGAAAAACACUGUUUUCUGUGGGCGUAUCUUAGGAUAAGCAAGCGUGCGUUUCUCAGCAAUCGCGAUGCCUGUUUUAACGCCCCUUUCCCUCCACGGCCCCCACCCCCGCAUUUCUGGCCCUCUGGGCGGACGAAGGGGCCGUCACCGUUCUCCACAACUAGCACGGUCCGGGGAGGCCUUCUUGGCUGUCGCCCGCCCCUUGCCGCCUCCCCACGUCAUCCAUCCCGUUGCUUACCAUGCCAAGGUCACAUCAGCCAGAACCAAGGUUGGGCUGAGAAGAGCCACGGGAUGUGAGGUUUAGGCUGAUUCCUUGGUGAACUUUGGCCUGACUUCGAGUUCUUGAGUGGGCCACUUUCCCCUUCUCCAUCAGAUCUGCUCUAGCCACGCGGUCAGCCUUGUAUUUUUAAUGUACUGUUUGAGCCCAAAUGUAAAUAAAUACGCUGUUGUCCAAUUCA